CGUGACCGUGUACGUACGGUGUGAAACGUCAUUAUUUUACGGAUGUUUUGCCUCGCGCCGAUUUCCAGUUUCAUUUCUGUGCACGAAGUAUAAGAUAUACACGCGAUUUUAAUAUAAUUGUUAUUAUUUUUGUGCGAUGUUCCGAUUAUUGCUUGUUGUUGUGGUGUUUGCGUUGUCAGGUACAUGUGAAAUUCUCGGCCGACGUCGGGCUGUCCCCGUGAUAUAUGUACGAGGAUCUCACUAUGAAGUCGGAUAUGAUGUGGGGCGAACCUUUUCAUCGCUCAUCAAGGAUUUCAUAGCUACUUACGCUAAUCUCCGAGACUUCGAGAAGGAAUACAAGACGGAGCCAGGCAAGCAAGCGUAUGAGAAAACACUGGCCAAUAUGAAGGAACGGUAUCCUUAUUAUGUGAAAGAAAUGCAGGGAAUUGCUGAUGGUGCUAAAGUGCCCUUCCAACAGCUAUUCCUCCUGCAGUUAGACGACAUUAUUGGAACAAUCAAUGACAACCACAUCCCAAGAAACGAUACUGGUGGAUGCAGCUCCAUUGGAAUAGUAAAGAGUGCCAACGAAGCUGUUUUAGCGCAUACCGAAGAUGCUUUCAGUGAGACCCUGAAUCACUUCUACAUCAUGUCAGCCCAUAUCAUCCCAACUCAAGAAGAUAGAGAUCUCGGUGCCAUGGAAGAGAAAUUCGCAUCCCUAUGCUACGCCGGCCACAUGCCCGGCUACACGAUGGGAUUCAAUGAAAACGGUCUAGUCUUCUCCAUCAACACUCUAAGCCCUAUGAUCUUGAAACCUGGAAAUACUCCAAGGACAUUCAUCACGCGAGCUCUCCUGACUGCAAAGAACUUCGAAGACGCCAAAAAGAUCCUCACUGACGAAGGCCUGGGUGCCGGCAACGGUUGCUCCGUCAACAUGAUAUGGACAGACGAAAACGGGGAACGAAGCCUGUAUAACGUGGAGAUGGCCCCAGAUCUAACAUCGGACAGGUCCCUGCUUAAUAUCAAGAAGUUUGAAAACGAUGUACUGAUCCAUACCAAUAAGUAUUUACGUCUCCAACUAAAAGAAGUAGAAGGCCCCAUUAUAGACAGCAGCAACGCUCGCCUCGACGCCAUUUUCAAACAUCCUACACCAAAGACACGAGAGGACCUGCAAGACAUAUUGUCGGACACUUCAAGACAGGACUUCCAAGUAUUCCAGGAACAGGAUGACUCGAUUAUUAAAACUAUCGCCGCUGGUGUAUUUGAUCUCAAAGAAAAGACAUGGAACAUUUACAUCAACAAACCCAACGCAUCGGAACCAGUCGCUAUCCUACCAAUUCGAUUCUCUAAUUUAGGAAAAUAGAU
Molecule: messenger RNA, 1341 nt
Organism: Colias croceus (clouded yellow)
Lineage: Eukaryota; Metazoa; Arthropoda; Insecta; Lepidoptera; Pieridae
Gene: tan
Exons: 9
Coding region: 137-1339 (400 amino acids)
Source: RefSeq, a predicted model, not a curated record